Dovyalis caffra is the source of this 1374-nucleotide messenger RNA. The record is from the annotation of a GenBank genome assembly. NCBI's taxonomy places the organism in Eukaryota, Viridiplantae, Streptophyta, Magnoliopsida, Malpighiales, Salicaceae.
AUGGGACAGUUUAUGGGGAAAGCAAAAUUCUCAACACCUCUUGUCUUCCAAUCAAAACUCAUAUGUAUCUCUCUGUUAUACCUCUUCACCACUCUCUUUUUACUUUUCUACACCUUCCACUCUCCAACUGAAUGUCUCUUCACAUCCUCUCCUUUCGAUCCAAUCCAGACUCCUCUCUUCUCUUACCCUUCUUCUUAUGGGGAACACAAAUACGUCAUCCCCACUUAUCGUUCUUCUUGCUCCUCUCCUGUCCAUUUCUCUGAUUAUUGGAUGGUUUUGAAGGAGAUCCAACGUUUGUGCCAAAAUUCAUCACUUUCUUCCCGUGGUUUGAGGUAUUUGAAGGGAAAUAGUAAGCAUUUUGGUGGGAGUUUGAGUACUCAGGAGAGGAUUUCAUAUUUCCAUCUUUUAAACGAUAGUGUGGAGGUUCCUUGUGGGUUCUUUAAGAAGUUUCCAGCCAGUGAUUCUGAUAGAAUGGCAAUGGAGAGCUGUCAUGGAGUUGUUGUAGUCUCCGCAAUCUUCAACGACCAUGACAAAAUAAGGCAACCGAAAAGCCUUGGAUCCAAAACUCUAGAUAAUGUUUGUUUCUUCAUGUUUGUGGAUGAUAUUACCCUAGAAGGACUAGACCACCACCAAGUCAUGUCAAGAAACUCCCAUGAAUACAAUGUAGGUGUAUGGAGAAUUGUUAAGGUCUCGAGCAAGGACUUUUAUGAUAAUCCAGCUAUGAAUGGAGUGGUACCCAAAUACUUAGUUCAUAGACUUUUUCCCAACUCAAAAUUUAGCAUUUGGGUUGAUGCAAAGCUGCAACUAAUGGUAGAUCCGUUAUUACUAGUUCAUGCCUUGGUAGUGUCACAGAAAGUGGACCUGGCUAUUUCAAAACAUCCAUUCUUUAUACAUACCAUGGAAGAGGCAUUGGCGACCGCUAGGUGGAAGAAAUGGAAGGAUGUUGAUGGUUUGAGAAAGCAAAUGGAGGCUUAUUGUGAGAAUGGAUUGCAGCCAUGGACACCUAACAAACCCUAUCCUUCAGAUGUACCAGAUAGUGCUCUUAUCUUGAGGAAGCAUGGAGUCAACAACAAUUUAUUCUCUUGCCUUUUAUUCAAUGAGCUGGAAGCUUUUAACCCAAGAGACCAAUUGGCCUUCGCGUACAUUAGAGAUCAUGUUAGGCCAAGGCUGAAGUUGAACAUGUUUGAGGUGGAAGUGUUUGAGCAAGUUGCAUUGGAGUACAGACACAACCUUAAAAAAGAUGGGGCCAGUACCAGUGAAGUUUCAAGAUCUAAAAGGACCAAAAGGGUUAGCAAUGAUUUGUUUGUUAAUAACAGCUGUUGUAGCAAGUGCCAGAAGUAUCUUUUAGAAAUGUGGGGUGAAUCCCACAGUUGA